AGUCAUCGAUUAUUAAUUGAAAUGCCAUUCAAUGCAUAAUUGAGUUUUAAAUUGAAUAUCAUUUGAUAUAUUCAAUCAAUUAAUUAAACUUAAAAUAUCUGAAUAUUAUAUGAAAUAAUGUGUGAAACGACACGCAUUGCAGACAUAACUCAUGUUAUCUUUGAUUUGGACGGACUAUUGAUAGACACGGAACGGGUCUAUACAGUGACCACCAAUAAUAUUACCCGAAAAUAUGGCAAAGAGUUUACUUGGGAUCUGAAGACAAAGUGUAUGGGUUUGCCUCCCAUUCAAAGCAAUACACUUGUGGUCACAGAACUCAAUCUUCCUCUAAGUGUCGAUCAAUUCACUCAAAUGAUGAACGAAGAGUUUGCAGAAGCUGUCAAAGAUGUUGAUUUGAUGCCAGGAGUGAUGCAAUUGAUAACUCAUUUGCAUCGACACAACAUUCCGAUGGCUUUGGCCACCGGUUCCAACACCGAACAGUUUGCAACAAAAACUGCCAAAUUUGACAAUUUGUUCAAAGAUAACAAAUAUUUCAGUCAUCGCGUGUUAUCAGACGAUCUCAAAGUCAAGAAAGGAAAACCAUUUCCCGAUAUCUUUAUCGAAGCCAUGAAUCGCUUCAAUCCGGUUCCCAAACCAGACAAUUGUUUGGUCUUUGAGGACGCGGUCAACGGUAUUACGGCUGCAAUUGCAGCAAAUAUGCCGUGUGUUUGGGUUCCCGACGCCAGGACUGACACGAGUCGACUCAAGGCAUCACUUGUUAUUCAAAGUCUUGAAGAUUUUAAACCUGAAAUCUUUGGUUUACCACCAUUUUAGUCAAUAAACCAUUGAUUCAGUGCUAUUGAAUCAAACAAUUUUUUAUUAAAUUUACUUUUAUUAGUAUAAUAUUUGUCAUAUUUUUACAAAUAAAUAAUAAAAUAAUUGAUAUAUUUAAGU
Oppia nitens is the source of this 933-nucleotide messenger RNA. Its product is annotated as pseudouridine-5'-phosphatase-like. NCBI's taxonomy places the organism in Eukaryota, Metazoa, Arthropoda, Arachnida, Sarcoptiformes, Oppiidae. The transcript is spliced from 2 exons. The coding region runs from base 118 to 813 and encodes 231 amino acids. Gene Ontology annotation, molecular function: phosphatase activity. The record is from RefSeq and is a predicted model, not a curated record.